AUGAAAUACUCAUCAAUUACUUAUAUUACUACAAUUAUUAUACACAGUUUGGUGGUAUUAUUAGAUCAAUUUGUAGAAUCAGAGAGCUGGAAAAGCCCGGUUGUAAGCUCUUCUGGACUAGUAUGCCAAGACAACCCAGCUGUUGCGGAAAGUGGAUAUUCUUGUUCUUUUUUAGCUAGACGAUUUGGAGGUUUUUUAGGAUGUGAAAAGUUAUUGAAAGAUCUUUCCCAAGAUAGCCUACCAACUGGGAUUCCUGGAAACACACGUGUUGUAGACGCCUGUCCUGCAUCUUGCAAUAAAUGUAAAGAAUGCUCUCAUGGAUGUGCUAUUUGGUUUAUUGGGAAUGGAGUAUGUGAUAAAGAGUGCAACAAUCCAAAUUGUCAAUUUGACGGUGGAGAUUGUUGGAAAGUAGAUUGCAAACUAUCAUCUUGGUCUCACUGGUCCUCAUGUUCUGUAUCAUGUGGACCAGGUGGAAGGAUAACUAGAACAAGGCAAGUUAUAGUACAACCUAGAAAUGGUGGAGAAACUUGUGGAGCUUUAACUGCUGAGGAGACAGGUUGUAACUCUCACAUACCAUGUCCAUUAAGUUGUAAUGUUUCAAAUUGGACUGAAUGGAGUCCCUGUUCAACAUCUUGUGGAAUAGGAAGACAAAUGAGGGAAAGGUCUAUUAUAAUGGCUCCAAAAGACCAGAAUAUGUAUCAGUGUCCUGAAACAAGACAAGUAAGAGAGUGCAUGCUAGAUACCUGUGCUGCAAAUUGUACCUUAGGAGAUUUUUCACUUAAAUCCAUGAUUUCUAAAAAUCCUUGUAAAGAAGAUGACACCUGUAUAGAGAGACGAGAAAUUAUUACACCUCCAUUUAAGAAUGAAGAUCCUGAAUAUACAUGUAUUGUAGAGGAAAGACCAAUUAAAUGUGAAACGGAACAAUUGAAUUGUCCAAAUACAUGCAAAUUAUCUGAGUGGUCUGAGUGGUCUCCUUGUACACAUUUUGACGUAGAAUAUAAAGACAAAAUAUCUCAGAGGAGGAUUCGCUAUGUUAUAGAGAGGCGAGAAGAUGAUUUAAAUUGCAAAGAUGUAACUGAAUUUAAAGACUGUAGUUCAGACUUAGGACUUAGUGUACAAAGACUAUUAGAGUGUGAGAUGAGUCAAUGGUCAGCAUGGUCAGCUUGUUCUUCAACUUGUGGCAAUGGAUCUCGUUUAAGAACUCGCUGGUUACUAAGUGGACCUAACAAUGCAGAGACUGAGAAAUGGUUAAAUACAGAUAGUAUUUGUGGACCUUUAUUUCAAACAAAGUUCUGCAAUGAAAUGGCUUGUUUGAAUGAAAGAUGUAUUGUAUCAGAAUGGAAUGAAUGGAGCAAAUGUUCAAGUAAGAUAUGCAAUAUUGCAGGCUUAUCAAAGAGAUCUAGAAGUAUUGUUACAUAUCCCAAGAAAGGGAGUUGCCCUCCUCUAGAAGAAAGCAAGGAUUGUUUUGGUAGUUGUGAUGCAUUGUCUUUAUUAGAUGACGGGAAGUGUAAUUUGGGAGAGUGGUCUACAUGGUCUAGUUGUGAAGAUGAAUGUAGAACAGUAUUAGACUCACAUUUAGAUACUAAAAAUAUACUAGAACCAAACAAAGUAAACAGACAUAGACAUCGCACAAUUAUUUAUAAUCCAAACAAUUUAAACUGUGAAUUAUAUAACAAUUAUAUGGAAAAGAUAGAAUGUUCUGAUGAAUGCAACAUACAAGAUCUGGAUGAUUGCAAAGUUUCCAGCUGGGGAUCAUGGUCAGAAUGUAGUGCAUCAUGUGGUGGAGGUUCAAGACGAAGAUUAAGGAGAAUAAUAAACAAAACUGGGAAUAUAAAAGGAGUGAAGCAAUCACUUCCAGCCAAUAGAUUAAAUUGUCCUGCAUUAUUAGCUAUUGAAAAGUGUAAUACUUAUCCUUGUACUGAGAGAUGUAUUUUCGGAUCUUGGUCAGAACCAUCUGAAUGCUCCUCUAAAUGUGGGUUUGGAAUUACAAAAACAACAAGAAAAGUCAUUUCUCCUAACCAUUUUGGAGAUUCACAAAAAGUAUUGUCUACUGUUUGCGGAGUUUUAGAAGACAGUUCUAAAUGCUUCGCAAUGUCUACAGACUGCAAGAGCAACUGUGAAGUGGGAGAGUGGUCAAGUUGGACAGAAUGUAGUGUAACUUGUGGUGAAGGUUUUCAGAGUCGUCAAAGAAAGCUAAUAAUCCCUUCUAUAAAUAGAAAGUGUAACUUUUCUACUGAAGAUUUCAGACCAUGUUCAAUGGCUUCAUGUUCAAAUGAAUGUGUUGUAUCAUCCUGGUCAGAAUGGUCUUCUUGUUUAGGAAUAUGUGGUAUGAAACCUACAAGAAUCAGAGAACGUCUGGUUUUAGAACUUCCAAUAACUUCGAAAAAGUGCCCUCAUUUAAUAGAAACUAAAGAAGAUGAUAAGGAGUGUCCAGAAUUCAUAGAAUGUCCUCAGGACUGUGAAGUUUCAGAAUGGAGUGAAUGGAGUGCUUGUGGAGUCAAUUGUGGGAUAGGAGUUCAAAAUCGAGUUAGGGAAAUCUUAAAAUAUAAUUCUGAUAAUGGGCUACCAUGUCCAUCUUUACAAGAUUACCGUCCCUGUGCUGAGAGAGCCUGCAAAAUGGACUGCACCUUAAGUGAGUGGAAUGAAUGGUCAACUUGCAGCAAAACAUGUGGUAGUGGCUCUAAAUCUAGGACUAGAACUAUACUAAACAAACCAAAUGAUGGCCUACCAUGUGGACACCUUAGAGAAUUUCAAUCUUGUAACGAGUUUCAGUGCAUUGCUACACGUGACUGUGAAGUUGGACAAUGGUCAGCUUGGUCUCCUUGUACUGCAACUUGUGGAGGAGGUAUUAAGCGACGUCAGAGGGUUAUCCAAGUAGCAGCCACAGGUGGAGGACGCUGUGAAUUUGAUUUAACUCAGAAAGUUGGUUGCAAUGGCUUUAGAUGCCCUGAUGAAGCUUGUAUAGAUCGUCCAGAAGCCCAAGAAGUCGUACCUUGUGCAAUAUUAAAAGCUAUGUUUGGAUGUAAAAAACGUCUUGUUGAUGUUGCCAAAGCUAAUGGAGUACCCUAUCCGGAUGAUAAACCAACUGAAGCUAGAAUUAUGGAUGGCUGUCCAGCCACGUGUGGAAUGUGCUCAGAAUGUGCCCCUAAUUGCCAAUUAAGAGAUAUUGGGAAUCUUCAUUGUGAUAUAGCUUGUAACAACGCAAAUUGCAGGUAUGAUGAUGGAGAUUGUGAAAAUAAUGAAACUAGAAAUCCAAGAAGUACCUGUAUUCUUCCCAAAGCUCCUGAAGGUGUAGUUUAUAAGCUAAUUCUAGCAGGAGCUACAAAGGAAAUCAGCGACACUAUAGAACCUGGUACGUCAACUUCAGCAAUAGAAAUAAGUGGAACUGCUCAAUAUAGUGUGACUAGUUUGAAUAAUAAAGACAACUUAUUUAGUGUGCCAGACUCACUAACAUCUUCUACUCUUUUACAGCCAGAAUAUAAAAGAGGGGAUGUAGUCAUUGUGCAAUGUAAUCCAGGCUACAGAUUCAGAAGAUACUCAGCAAUACCAUUCUUUAAGUAUCAAUGUAAUGAAAGCGGGUUUGUGCAACAAAUGGAGCCAAGUGGUGUUCCUUUGUUGUAUGUAGAUGGUGAUGGAAUUCCUCGUAUUCCUAGCUGUGAAGAAGAUCAAUGCCCUUUUAUUAUUAUUGAAAAUGCCCCCCAAGUUCUAAAUUCUGUUAAUACAGUUUACAAAAGAGAUUCAAAACAUGCAUAUACUUAUAUAAUGUUUAGAGAUAUAGGUGAACCUAUUUACAUAACUGGAGAUCACCAUAGACUAAUUAUUGGACCUGUUGGGACCUUAUAUCUCAUAUCUAUUGAGCCAUUCUAUCCUGAAAAUAAUGAUCCACAAACUGAAAAAUAUACACUUUGGUCUCUUGUUGACAUUGGUAUUCAAAAAGUUCUACAGGAAUUUGUAGAAAUUCAUCCUAUAUGUUCUAAAGACACUUUAGAAAGACAACUAAAAGAGCAAGAAUUUCAGCCAAAAAGACUUUUGAAAAGUCUUGCAUAUAAUUUACAUUUUGAGAAUAUACCCAACUCUAGAAUUACUUAUACUAAUAGAAAUAAAUUGGAUUUUCUUAAUUUUACUGGCACACUUAAACUACUAAGAACUCCAGAAAUUCCGAAUAUUAUAGAUUUAAAGAAUUUACAAGGUUUAAUUGAUAUAAAUGGCACAUAUAAUUUGCAAAAUACAUCAAAUUAUAUCGAAUUACAAGGCAAUAUGAGUAAAAAAGCUCCUGAAGUAGAGAGGAAAAAUAAGAAUAAGUUGAGAUUCUUGCAGCAAGUAUAUAGUCAGUUUGAAGUAAAUGAAGACUCAAAUAUCUUAACUAAUACAAAUUUAUCUUCAUCUGAAAUUAAGAGGAUUUUACAAACAAAACCAUCAACAGAAGUUCUAGGUAAAAUUAGAUAUUGUGAGGACCAACCAGAAGUUGCAGAAAAUGGAAUUUCAUGUAGUAGUUUGGUUUCAAUGUGUGACUUUGCAAUACCUAGUCCAGAGACAUAUGGAUUACCUCCAAAUAGUUAUGUAUGGCAAAUAUGUCCAGAAACCUGUAAAAAGUGUGAAGAAUGUUCACCUGGGUGCCCGAAGUGGUUUGUAGCUAAUUCAGUAUGCGAUAAAGCUUGCAAUAACUCGGAAUGUAAUUUUGAUGGGGGAGAUUGUACUGAAGCUAAAGAUGAGAAGCAAGUAGAAGAAGAGUUUCCAACUCAAGAAGCAGAACAGAGCUCUUCGAAUGUUAGUUUUAGUCAUACUGAUUCAAUUGACUCAACUGAUUCUUCUUUAAUCGACAACUCUCCUGUUCUUGAGGGACCGAUUACAUAUUUUGCAGGUAAAUUCAGAAAUUGCGUGGAUAUUCCUGAACUAAUGGACUCAAGAGCUAAAUGUAAAGCUCUCAAACAGGCUUGUUUGCUAAGACUACCACUAACACCAUCAUCUAAAGAAGCAGGACUACCUACAACAGCUACAAUCAAACAAAUAUGCCCUAUGACAUGUGGAAUAUGCGAAGAAUGUGCUCCAGGUUGUCCUAAGUGGUUUCUUGGCAAUAAUUACUGCGACUUAUCUUGCAAUAAUUCCCAGUGUCACUUCGAUGAAGGAGAUUGUGAUGAUGGAAAUUUACAAAAUAUGGUUCCUUCAUCUCAUUCUUUAUCAAUAAUUAGACCUGAAUUACUUUUACCAAGCAAAGUGAAUAUAGAUUCACUUUGUAUGGAUCAUCCAGCUAUACCAUUAAUGUUCAAGACAACUUGCAAAGAUAUAAAAUCACGUUAUGGUUGCAAUGUUACCCUAGAUAAAAUAAAACCAAAUAUAAUCACUCCUAAGGAUUUGACUCCUAAAUCAACAGUAAGACAAGCAUGUGAGUACACAUGUAACGCAUGUUCAACUUCAUUAAUACAAAAUAAACCAUCAUCCAUAAUAGCUCCAGUCAAACCAUUUACAACAGUUAUGGGUAAAAAAAGAUAUUGUGAGGAUCAACCUGAAGUAGCUGAAAAGGGAUAUAAUUGUGCAGAUCUUGCAGUUAUGUGUAAUACCCCUAUACCAAGUGCAAAAUCUUAUGGACUUCCAGAGGGCUCUCAUUUAUGGCGUGUUUGCCCCUAUACAUGUCAAAAGUGCGAAGAGUGUUCACCUGGAUGCCUACUUUGGUUUAUUGGAAAUACUGUAUGUGAUCAAGCUUGCAAUAAUUCAAAUUGCGAUUUUGAUGGUGGUGAUUGUGCUCAUUUAUUAGACAAUGGAAACAUGGAAAGAGACGAAGACAAGAUAAAUACCACCAACUCACUGAUACACACAGUCCCUCCAAAAAUUUCCACUAGAAAUGAAGAUUUGAAAGAUGAAAAAUUUUCAAAUAAUGAAAAGCAAACAGAUACUGAAAUUGUAUCUCCAGAUUUUUCAGCAUUAGACACUAAUGUAUACCCAUGUCAAGACGACCCUAGAGUUGAAGAGGCAUCUGGAUUUACUUGCCGACAAAUACUAGGAGUAUUUGACUGUAGUACUCCCUUAAAAGACCUACCUGGGUCUCAAUUACCACCCGAUAUUCCACAGAAUACUUUACUACUUCAUGCUUGUGCUGAAUCUUGUGGUCUUUGUAAUACUGACAACACUAGUAUAGAUGGUAACACAAAAUUGUCCAAUUCAUUUAUUUGUAAGGAUGACGUCUUAUAUAACAUAAUAGAAAACAAAUGCAGAGAUAUAAUUAAUUAUGCAGUUUAUAUUGGACAAGUAUGCAAUGAAUCUCUUGAAAAUAGAGCUAUCUUCAAAAACCCCAAACUUGUUUCACAAUAUUCUUCAAAGAAAAUUUACGACCACUGUCCUAAAUCCUGUGGUAGGUGCCGAGAAGAGUGUAAUGAUGACCCUAAAAUACAGCCAGGCGAAUGUAGAAUUGCAAUUGAAACUGCUAAUAUACUUGGGUAUGGAUGUGAUAUUCCACUACUACAAGUGAGCGUGUCAUUAGCUGAAAGAUUUAACAAUAAUAAGGAAAAUUUACGUUUAAGUGAUAUUUGUGCAAGAUCUUGCAAUUAUUGUUCUAAUUAUGGAGUAAGCUAUCUUUCUAAGCCAAAUAGAUCUUUUUGCUCAUUUCAUUCUACUAAACAAUGGGGACCAGGGUACUAUAUGGAGUUUACAGAAAAAAAAAGUAAUUUAAGCUCUUUCAAGAGUAUUGAUGACCAAUCUUCUACAAAUUUAAUUGUAUCUAAUGAUGAGACUUCUAAAGUGCAAAGUAAUUUACUAGUAAGUUGUGCUACAGGUUUUACAACACCAUCUUUAUCAUCUUCUACUGUGGAAGCUGUCUGCGACCUUGAAAAGAAUAUUUAUGUACUUCCAGAACAAUUCAAAUGUGAAGAACCUCAUGUUCAAGUUAUGCAAGUAAUUCUUCAACUUGAAAGAGCUGCAGAUUUAGAUUAUAAAAGUGUAUCAUCUAUUUAUACAGCUUUAUAUUCAUCUCUACCUAUAUAUCAACACAAUGGAUUACGUUUAGAAGCUAUUAGUACUGGGACUUUUGAUAGAGAUCCUAUAGAUGAUAUCCCAAUAGAAUGUGCUGAUCAGGAUAAUCAACUCGAAUCAUUUGGGAUUUCUUGUUCAAUGCUAAAGCCAUUUUGCUCCAAAACUCUUGCAGAACUGGCAAAGCAAUUUAAUCGCGAAGUUCCGGCAGAUGUUUCUGCUGAUAUUGAAGUAUCAGUGGCUUGCCCUAUAACUUGUAAUAGCUGUGAUAAAUUUAAAGAAGCUGUAAAUAAGCUAAAGAAUCAAGAGAACGAAGAAGUCGAAGAUGUCGCCGAAAUAUCUGAUACGAGAGAUAGCAAGAGUGGGUUGAAAAAUUCGAAUAUUAAAGAUAAUGUACAAAAUAAAGAUGACUAUUCUUUUAUAGGUCCUUUAUAUAUAAUGUUUGCUGUCGGAUUUUUCUCCUCAUCUUCUGCAGGAAGAGAAGCUUCCUUUAAAAAAGCUCUUAAGGAUCCCAGCGUAUCACAAAGAUUUAUUACUAGCCUAAGAACUCAAUUUGCUUCUAGAAAUGUAAAGCUUACCCCUAAAACAGAAGAUAUUGACACAAUUAAUAUCUUAAAUACAGAAAACACAAUGAGUUUAGCGGAUGGAAAUUCCAAAAUUUUGGAUUUACUAACAAGUAAAAAUUACAGACUAGCAGCAGAUGCUAUAGAUCAAAGACCUAUAAAAGCGAAAUUCCACUCUGAUAGGAUGAUAAGGAUGUUGAAAAGUAGAUGGGAUAAUUUAUAUGCAGGUCCUAAAAGUGGUCCAUCCAAUGAUAUGAAUUUAGAUGAAGAUGCCCGAAAUCUCUUUUACUCGAGCGGAAUAACAAUGCCAUUUAUACUUACUGCAACUUUUGGUCAAAAGGAAUCUCUUUUUUUAAAAAGGCCUCUUCCAUAUCUGCGAAAUUUAUAUUUAAAAUGUAAACUAAACAGUCAACCUAUUAAUAAAAACGGACUUACUUACUUUGACACUAAUCGUGAAGGUAAUACAGCUAAAGGUGAGAAAUCUGUUGAAUAUGAAGAUUGCUGUUUAUUUCCCAUCCAAUUUAGAAGAAUCCUCGUUCAAGGAGGAUGUGGAUCCCUAUUAUAUGAUAGAGAACCAACAGGAGCUCAAGUUGACUUAUUUUGUAGGGGAGGAGCACUGCAAAAAGAAGUUAAUGAUACAAUAUCGAUGAGAUCAUCUUCUAAACCACUAACAAGUUCCUUCAUAGGAUCUAAAUACUCAAGUAGCAAUUCAAAACAGUCUUUCUUUUCGAAUUUACAGUCCAUUGAAACCUCUUUAAAAGAUGAAUUUUCUACAGUUCACUCUACUAAUAUAGAUGAUCCUUAUGAAGUUCCUUCUUGUUAUCACAAAUUUUAUAACCUUAUAAAACGAUAUUCAAUGAAACAGGGGACUUUGUGUAAUACAAUAAAGUAUGCACAACAACUAAUUGAUUCAUGGUGCUAUAUCUCUCCUAAAUCAGACCCUGAUAAGCCAAAAGAUAAUGAACGUUAUUGUUUUAGUAAAAUUAAAACCACAAUAAACACUGCAAUUGACCCAGAAGAAUUCGUAUCAUCUCAAUUAAGUGAAAUUGAGUCUCGAUGUGAUGCUUAUGGUUGUUAUAGAUCUCAUCUUAAAUAUUUUGAUUCGGUAACUCAACUCCAUUAUGCUUGGGGUUAUCCUCUCCCUCCUUCACCUCUAAAAAAACAAAUUGAAUUAGAGAUGAGAAAUACAGAUUUUGGGAGCUCAGGCCCAACAAGUGGAUAUUCUGAAUUUGGAUAUUCAUAUCCUUCACUUGCAUCUCUCGGAUUAGAUGUGAUAUUAGGAGAAACAAAUGAAAGCUGGCUUGACUUAAUGUGUACUAAAACUUCAGACAGAUCCUUUUGUCAAGAAUCCCUUUCACUCCUUCUAGAAAAAGACCCUAUUAAAAGUCGAACUCUGUUUCUUAAUCCUUGUGAUUCAAAAUGUUUUAUUAUAGUUGCCGGAAAGUUAGGGACUUAUUUACAAAGAUAUGGGAAAACUAUUCGAGAUCCUCAAGCUGAAUCACUUGGCCUUCUAUUAAGGCACUAUUCAAGACAUUUUUGCUUAAAAAAUGAAAAAGGACAAACUUGUGGACCUUUAUUGUUUGCAGGAGCAUCGGCAGCUCUUGAAGCAUCUUUGAAUUUCAAUAACUCAAAUAUUAAUAGUGGAAGGACGAAGAAAGAAAUGAAUGAAAGCAAUGAAAUAAAUACCACAUCAAAAAUGCAGUCUUUAUCUAAAGUGUCUGGAUUUCAAGCAAUAAAUAAUUCCGGAUACUGCAGCCCAAGUUGCUUUAGUCAGUAUGUAGGAGAUGGAAUGUGUGAUUCACAUUGCUUUAAUGAAUCUUGUAACUGGGAUGCGGAUGAUUGCAGAGUGUCAUCUAUGUACCCAGAAAUAUAUGUUCCACUUCAAGAACUUUUUAAUGGUUGUAUUGGUAUUGGAACAGAAGUUAUAGGAGCAACAAAUUAUAAUGACUUGGGUGACCAAACUAAAUAUCAUAACUUAACCCCUUAUUAUCCAUCGUGCUCUUCAAUAUGUAAAGCUCGCCAUUCACUACUAACAGAUACUUUAGGAUGUUGUACUGCCAUUGCAAUGGAUCUUUAUCACUCCCUUAAUAUAUUAGAUAAACACUUACCAACAAUAACAUCUUCAUAUUCCUUUAUCACACCUUCGGACCAUUCAUGGUGGUGGUCUAUAUCUAGACUUGAACAGAUAUGUAGUAUGACAUUUGACAGAACAUGCUCUCAUGGUUCACCAAGACCUGUGUAUCAUCUCUUACUAGGUAUCAACCAACCUGAAUCCACAUUAAUAUCUAAUGACCCCAAUGCAGUUCAAAUGGUUACUCACAUUGUAAGUCAACAACUAGGGAUUGUAGAGUCUGAUAUUACAAAAGUCACUAUUACAGCAGAACCCAAAUCUUAUACUGUAAAGCAAUAUAAAUAUAUUAUUGAAGUUGUCAUUGAUUUGGGUACUAUAAACUUCAUCGAUAUGCGUCCUCUAACACCCUCACUUUGGGAACAUAGACGUCUUGAAGAAAAAUUAACCAUAGAUUUUUGUAGUGAAACUGGGGAUAUUCUACAGAAUAUCUCAUGCUAUGUAAAAAUUAUUUCAAUAUCAACAAAAAUAGUAACUUCAAUUGGAGUAAAUAAGUCAAUACCUCCUCCCUUACCAUGGAUGAAUUCUGUAGGAUUUCAAAGUAUUAAUCAAAAUCAUUUCGACUUACCAAUGGAACCUUGUUCACUAAACAAUCCAUACUUUCAAGAUAAUAGUAGAUAUAUGAUUAUUACUACUAAUGUUGUUAAUAUCUCAGAAAUGAGACAAAUCUCAUAUCCUCAUGGAACAAAAUUUACAAUAAAAUGCUCAAAUAAUAAAUAUUAUGCUUCAUCAGGUAGAUCACCAGAUAUAAUAUACUGUAAUAAUGGGAGAUGGGAUACAAAUACGAAUAUUCAGUGUAAUAAACCAUGUAAACCUUUACAGAAUUUUCCAAAUGGACUUGUUCGAAAAUUUAACAAAUAUACUACAGAUGGGAAUUCCCUAAUUAACCAUGCAACUUCAAUAAAUGUUGCUUGCUCAUCUGGAUACUCUAGUACUACGCAUAUUAUAGAAGACGUGAUAAAGUGUUUUGAUGGUGAAUGGAUAUACCCAAAAUUUGAAUGCAAAAAGAGAUGCAUUAACUUACGUAGUGGAAGUUUGGGUGAAGGUCACAUUGUUGCGGGAAUAGAAUAUCGCCAUGGUGAUCAAAGAAAAGUAUCUUGCUCCAAUGGUCAUUAUUUAUCUCCCAAAUCCGGGAAUAUUGGAAAUGAAGUAUUGAAAAGUGAAAGUUAUUCUUUUGAUGCUAGUUCAGAUGUUGAGGAUUCCAUUAAAAGGGGAUACUUUUUACUUACAUGUAAGAAUGGAGAUUGGGAAUCGCAACCCCUCAUAUGUGUUAAGGGAUCCCUUACUGAUUUUAGCCAUGUGAAGCGUGGAAUAGAAGUGACAUUCUCACAUAUAUUUUCAUUAACCACUUUAAUUGGAGUAUCUGUAAUAAUUGCGAUCAUAGCUGUACUUGUAACAAUAAUAUUUUGGAUGUGGAAAUUGAAAUAUAAACAAUUAACGGACUUGUACGACUUUGAUCAAUAUGAAAGAGUUCAAAAUGCUCGAAGAGUUCUAUUACAACUUUAUGGCCUUGAUCCUACACAGAGUUAUGAACAACCAACUACUGAAACUGUUUCAAAUGACGAUGAAAAACGUCAGCACUUUUCUAGUUGGGAAGGUUCAGAACAAUAA
Messenger RNA from Cryptosporidium muris RN66, 11262 nucleotides. Its product is annotated as thrombospondin type 1 domain-containing protein. Bases 1 to 11262 code for a protein of 3753 amino acids. The transcript has a single exon. NCBI's taxonomy places the organism in Eukaryota, Apicomplexa, Conoidasida, Eucoccidiorida, Cryptosporidiidae. The record is from RefSeq and is a predicted model, not a curated record.